AUGAGCUUUUUGUGGGUGGGAGAAGGGGGGGUGGGCGACCUUGACGUGCUCCGUGCAGGCUGCAGCGGUGCCGCUCGCACCGCAGUGUUACAGGAAAGCGGGGGCGACCCGCAGCACCACGGCAGCACACAAGCACUUUGCUUGGAAGCGGGUGUUCAAUUACCCAAUGGCAGCUUUGGUAGGGACGCUCUUGAGGGGGAGUGCGGGCGAGCUAGGAGGGUAGAAGUGGAAAAAGAAGAAGAAGUGGAGAGCACUCCUGCCGAGACAGUUCCUCUGGUUAACUUCGAAAACGUGGACGAUGUGGGCAUCAACUUGGGCGACCCCAGCGACUCGGGCUACCCGACGUCGCCCACGUCGGAGGCCCAGGAUCCCGAGCCCUCACCCCGCCGCCUGCCGUCCCCGCGUCUGUCCCCUCGCUGGUCCCGCCGUGAGGGUCCGUCCCCUUCCACGCCAUCCAAAGCCACUUCCAGUAGCUGCAGCCUGAUCUCCAAUCUAAAGCUCCUGGUGAGCGGCGAGUCGGGUUCUGAAGGCGUCUUCAGCAGGAUGCCGAGGGACUGCUACGACAAUGAGGACUUGUUUGAGAAGAUCGGCGUGGAGAACCGAGACCAUAAGGUGGUCAUCAAUGUCUCGGGGCUAAUGUUCGAGACGCAGCUGAGCACGCUUAACCGGUUCCCGGAGACUCUACUGGGUGACCCCGUCAAACGAAUGCGCCACUUCGACCCCAUGAAGAACGAGUAUUUCUUCGACCGUAACCGCCCUUCUUUUGACGGCGUCCUGUACUUUUACCAAUCUGGCGGGAGGGUCCGCAGGCCAGCCAACGUCCCAUUAGAUGUCUUCGCCAGUGAGAUCGUCUUCUAUCAGCUGGGCCACGAGGCCAUGGAGCAGUUCCGCGAAGACGAAGGGUUCAUCAAAGAGCCCGAGGUCUUGUUGCCCACCAACGAGCUCCAGAGACAGUUCUGGCUCCUGUUCGAGUAUCCUGAGAGCUCCAGUGCCGCCAAAUCCGUUGCUCUAGUCUCGGUGUUUGUCAUCGUCAUCUCCAUCUUUAUCUUUUGUCUGGAAACGUUACCGGAGUUCAGGGAGGGUAGCGAUUUCACUCCCGAUGCGGCUCAUGUUGUUAACGGGACCAGCGGAGGUUCAAGUCCUCACCCUGCCCCCAAAGACAUCCUAGCCUACCUCACGGACCCUUUCUUUAUCGUAGAAACCAUUUGCAUAAUCUGGUUCUGCUUUGAGGCAGGAGUCCGCUUUGCCGUGUGUCCCAGUAAGAGCGACUUCUUCAACAACAUCAUGAACAUCAUCGACAUCGUGUCCAUCAUCCCGUACUUUGUCACGCUGGGCACGGAGCUGGCAACCACUCCCGACGAUGAUACCAACUCCAGCCAAAACAUGUCACUCGCCAUCCUGAGGAUCAUCCGCCUGGUGAGAGUGUUCCGCAUCUUCAAGCUGUCGCGCCACUCCAAGGGGCUCCAGAUCCUGGGGCAGACCCUGAAGGCCAGCAUGCGAGAGCUGGGCCUGCUUAUCUUCUUCCUCUUCAUCGGCGUCAUCCUCUUCUCUAGCGCCAUCUUCUUCGCCGAAGUCGACGAGCCCCAGACGCAGUUCGUCAGCAUCCCGGACGGAUUCUGGUGGGCGGUGGUCACCAUGACCACGGUGGGCUAUGGAGACAUGUGCCCCAGCACCAUAGGCGGCAAGAUGGUGGGAACCCUGUGCGCCAUCGCCGGCGUGCUGACCAUCGCGCUGCCCGUGCCCGUCAUCGUGUCCAACUUCAACUACUUCUACCACCGAGAGACCGAGCAGGAGGAGAAGCGGAUGAUCGACGCCGCCACCGAGGCGCAGAAGAGCACGCUGGCCGACAAGUACGGCAGCGCGGCGUCCUUCGACAAAAGCACCUGGAGCGUCGAGAAGAAUGGCUUCAACUCGUAA
Molecule: messenger RNA, 1917 nt
Organism: Phycodurus eques (leafy seadragon)
Lineage: Eukaryota; Metazoa; Chordata; Actinopteri; Syngnathiformes; Syngnathidae
Product: potassium voltage-gated channel subfamily A member 10
Exons: 3
Coding region: 1-1917 (638 amino acids)
Biological process (GO): protein homooligomerization; potassium ion transmembrane transport
Cellular component (GO): voltage-gated potassium channel complex; membrane
Molecular function (GO): delayed rectifier potassium channel activity; protein binding
Source: RefSeq, a predicted model, not a curated record